UUCUGUGACCAAUCACCGUCGUCUGUCCGUCGUAGAGGCGGGGCGAGCCACUUUGUUCACUUCCUGUUGUUCAAUAAAGUUUAUGCAACAAGGUACAGAGACAUGGGCGCAGUUACAGAUGAUGAAGUCAUUCGGAAACGUCUACUUAUUGACGGGGACGGAGCUGGUGAUGACCGACGAAUUAAUUUGCUGAUAAAGAGUUUCACGAAAUGGUGCAACUCGCCUGGGACCCCAGAGGACGGGUUCACGCAGUAUCAGAGGAUGUUGGGCACCCUGGCCCAGUGUGAAUUCUCCAUGGGGAAGACGUUGAUGGUUUAUGACAUGAACCUUCAGGAAAUGGAGAAUUAUGAGAAAAUCUACAAAAACAUAGAACAAAACAUCACAUCUGCGCAUGAGAAGAUAGCAGAAUGCAAAAAAGAAAUCCAGAGGGCAAAGAGAAUACGAAAAAACCGGCAAGAGUAUGAUGCUUUGGCAAAGAUAAUCCAGCAACACCCGGAUCGGCAUGAAACACUAAAGCAGUUGGAGGCACUUGACAAAGAACUGCAGCAACUGUCUCACAUCAAAGAGAAUGUGGAUGCAAAGUUGGAGUUAAGGAAGAAGCAGUUCCAUGUUCUACUCAGUACCAUACAGGAGCUACAGCAGACACUUGAGAAUGACGAGAAAUCGGACAAUGACGACAAUAGUCAGGAGAGCCCAGCAGAGAAUGGCGAAUAAACAUGCAGAGAUCCUGACUGAAAGCAAUGACCUCAACUGCUUUUAAAUGAUUUUGGUUUUUUUUUGUCCUGAAGUCCUUUUGUAUGUAUUUUUGAAUAAAGCUGACUUGUUCAUGUC
Messenger RNA from Scatophagus argus, 831 nucleotides. It is a transcript of the gene thoc7, whose product is annotated as THO complex 7. Gene Ontology annotation, biological process: mRNA processing; mRNA export from nucleus. The record is from RefSeq and is a predicted model, not a curated record. Gene Ontology annotation, cellular component: THO complex part of transcription export complex. NCBI's taxonomy places the organism in Eukaryota, Metazoa, Chordata, Actinopteri, Scatophagidae. The coding region runs from base 103 to 714 and encodes 203 amino acids. The transcript is spliced from 8 exons.